Calypte anna (Anna's hummingbird) is the source of this 4249-nucleotide messenger RNA. It is a transcript of the gene RNF168, whose product is annotated as ring finger protein 168. Gene Ontology annotation, cellular component: site of double-strand break; nucleus. The coding region runs from base 736 to 2538 and encodes 600 amino acids. The transcript is spliced from 10 exons. NCBI's taxonomy places the organism in Eukaryota, Metazoa, Chordata, Aves, Apodiformes, Trochilidae. Gene Ontology annotation, molecular function: nucleosome binding; ubiquitin-protein transferase activity; metal ion binding. The record is from RefSeq and is a predicted model, not a curated record. Gene Ontology annotation, biological process: protein ubiquitination; double-strand break repair.
UCCCCUGUCCCUGGAGGAGCUGCCUGCCUCAGGAGGGAGGAUCAAGCCCACUCCAGUGCUUGUUUCUUCUCUUCUCUCCAUGCUCUGAAGAUGUCCAAGGGCAGCAUCUGCCUGCGCUCCCUCAACGAGACACUGAACAGAGUAGAAACCAGGUUGCAAACCCUGGAAGCUCGCUUCACUGACCUGGACUCCAGCUUGCAGAACCUAGCACAGAAGUUUGAACUGCAGGCUGAGACUCUGGAGAAGAUCAGCCAGGAUACCCCCUGGAUCUGGGAGCCUGGGGAGAGGCUCGGCUGGGAGGAGGAGCGGUGGGACGGCGAGGGACGGGGCGGAGCGGAGCGGCGGUUGGGCGGGCAGCGCUGUGGCGGCAGCGGCCAUUGCGGGAGGCACCGGCCUGGCCCGGGCCCCGCACCCCUCGCUGCCCCGCCGCCCAGCAGCGGCUCGGUGGGUGCUGACCCGGGGUGCGGGGCCGUGCGGGGCCGGGAGCGGCCGCUGGCCCCUCCGAAGUGGUGAAGCGACGUCCUGGGCAGGGGGGAAGCCCGGCGGGGCUGUGUGUGCGGGUUCCCUCUCAGGGCUGGUAUGUCUGGGCCACCUGGAAAAACCCCGUGAAGAGCACUGGUCACAGAAAGACUGGAUGAUUCCCACCUUGAUUUUAAGCUGUACAAGAAGAUGCUGAAGUGUUGAAAGCACCGGUACUGCUUUUGUACUGAUCUUCCUCCCCCACUUUGAGUCAGCAUGUCGAAGAAAUCAGAAGCUCCUCUUUCCCUGUCUGACUGUCUCUGCCAGAUCUGCAUGGAGAUCCUUGUGGAGCCUGUGACCCUGCCCUGCAGCCAUACCCUCUGUAACUGCUGUUUCCAGCUGACCGUGGAAAAGGCCAGUCUGUGUUGUCCUUUCUGUCGCCGACGAGUCUCCUCCUGGGCACGAUACAAUGCCCGCAGGAAUACUCUCAUCAACUGGGAGCUCUGGGAGAAGAUCCAGAAGAAUUACCCAAAGGAAUGUGAACGGAGGAUCAACGGGCAGGAUUUAGAAGAGGAAAUCUGUGUCCCCUGUCCACAGCACCAGCUGAGCAAGCCUGGGGAACUGAGGCAGGAAUAUGAAGCAGAAAUUAGCAAGGUGGAGGCAGAAAGGCGAGCACAUGAACAAGAGGAGAACAAGGCAAGUGAGGAAUACAUUCAGCAGCUCCUGGCAGAGGAGGAGAAGGAGGAACACAGACUGGCAGCAGAGAGACGGCGGGAGAUGGAGAAGCAGCUGAAGCAAGAUGAAGAGUUGGCCUGGCAGCUGAGUAACAGUCUGAAUGAUGAUUCCAAAGGACACAGUCUUAGAAGUCCUUCACCAGCAGGCAGUCUUUCAUCUCAAACAUCCCCAGCUAAUUCCUGCAAGAUGAAGAACAAACCAGGGAGCUCUGGAGACAUUCAGAAGUAUCUUUCUCCAAAAGCUCAUCAUGCAUUGGGAUCCACAUCAUUUUGUAGAACAAUGGAAAGAGGCAGGAGUGACUCUGGUUCUUUGGUGACCCACAGCAAGGAAGGCAGCAGCUCUGCAUGGCCAGACGAGCAAGAGGAAAUGCCAACACUGUCUCCACAGCAGACUGGUGUGACCCAAGGCUGCAGUGCUAAGGAUCCUUUUUUUGAAUCAUGCAUGAACUAUUUCAGUGCCUCAGCACCAGAGGAAACCACUGAUGUCAAGCAGGGCAAAACACCAGAACCAGACUGUCCAGGAGGUGAAGAUCCAGAUGUGCCUCAUGGAAUCACAGCAGGGUCUGGAGCAGCUCCUUGUGGCUCCAGAGGAGAUGAUGGCACUGAGACAGACAGUGACAGUUUAACACAUGCAGACAGCACAAGCCUUGAAAACCCCACUGAAACUUGUCCCUGGUUUCAGUCAGCAACAGAUGUUGUGAUGUCUGAUCAUGAAGGUGCAGAGUGUGAGCUCCAGAAGGUGGGGAGGCUGCAAAACACAAAGGAGACUCCGAAAAGAAAGUCCCUGGAGCCAGGAGCUGAAGCAGCAGCUGACGUCUGCGUGCUUGAUAAGAAGAGAAAAACUUUCCCCGAAAAUGUACAGGACCACGGGGAGCAGAUGAAUGAUUUUGACUUGGAAUUGCACAAAGCCUUUGAGCAGGAGUUCUAUGAGAGGCGGAUGCAGGAGAAGCAGGACAGGCUCCUGGCUCUGCAGCUGCAAAAGCAGAUGGACAAGGAGCAAAGGACCCUGAAUCGUCAGAAGGGCUCUCCAGAUGAAUACCUUCUGCGUGCCAAACCACCUCAGCUGCUCAAAGACUCUCCUGCCAGGAAGGGAAGCCCUAGGCUGGCAAAAGACUCCAAGGUACCAAAAAACCAGUCUGAAACAAACCACCGCAAGACUCGGAAAGGCUCUUGCAAUGAAAACUGGCAGUCCCCUACCAGAGCCAGGGUGAAAUCACCCAGCACCAAGUGGGGAAAGGUUCUGAAUUGUGUGGUUAACACCAGUGACACGAAGGAUGCUUGUUCAUUACCUAAGAAUAAGCAGAAGACAAUCCUUCAGAUGUUUAAAAGCCCUGUGGUGGAGUAGAUCAACUGACACAUGGUUGGAAUGAGAAUGAAUGGUCAUUCCUUCUCCUUUCUUUAGACAAAACUUCCUGCAAACUGUUUUCAGGUUGUUGGUUUUGAGGGGCAUGCUUUGAGUUACAAAUUUAUCUAUUCCCCCAGGCUAAAAAAAUGUUAAUUGCUCUUUUCUUGACUACACCUUGUUUUUAAGCACUUGUGCUUACAUCAGUUUGAAUGUGAAUACCAUUAGUGUUUAAGACCAAAGUAACUGAUGGCUUUAUAGUCUUGGAAUGAGAAUUUUUACAGUAAAGAUGCACAUUCCAGGGGGGAAACAAACAAACAAAAAAGUAUAUUUCUGGUUGUCUGCCAACUGUAAGGCUGAGUCUUCCCUUGGCACAGCCACUGCUCUGUUAAAUGGAAGCAUGCUGCUGGGGUUUUAGCUGUUUGUUGAAUGGCAUUGUUUGCACCAUGGUUAAUGAAUAGCAUCAGACAGGAGUCUUCCAGAUGCACUUUCUCCAUCUCUCUCGUGUCUACUUUGCCCUUUCAGGGAUGGAGGGGAAAACCAGGUCAUUGUUGGGCUUGUAUUUACCUCUGUUCACAGAGCUGACUUCUGCAGAUCCCAUUCUCACUGUCCUUAGGAAAAAGUUUUGGGUUUUUCAUUGUUAGCGUUCUGCAACUUUAUUUUUGUGUGCUACUACUACCUGUGGUUAGUGCUGCUUAGUUUUUAUAUGCCAGCUGGCCUGAGCCUGAUUAAAAACAAUAAUCCUGAUAGUCCCCAAGACAGGUACUAUGAAGUUACACCAGAAGGGGGAAGCAGAUGAAAAGUGGCAUUUUCAGGAAUGACAGAACUGAAGAUUCACAUUACCACUGUCCCUGGCUCUGAACUCUUCCCAUUUUUAGAGGGACUGCUUUAUGCUGUCUUUCAGUUGAGUUUUAAACUGACAUCAUUCAAAGAUGACAGUUCAGAUGUAGGGAAGCUGAGGGCUGUAGGAAUUUGAGGCUGGUGAAGUCACCCAGCUGCUGAUCAGCAGAGGAGAUGUUCUUGCUGGAUUGUUUUCUCCGUUGGGAAUUGGGAAUUUGAAACUCUAUUUUUGGCCUUUCUUUGCUUGCAAUUUUUCCAUUGUAGGUGUUUGAAAGAGAGCAAAGCAUCAAUUUGCAUUGCUGAAGCAUGUGUGCUAGUCACCAAAGUUUGCAAAUGUUUUAAAUGUGUUCUUUUGUUUAUUUUUUAAAAUCAUUUAUAGCCUUUAACUUGGUUCUGGAAAAUUUGGAAUACUUAAAAGCAGUAUCCUCUGAUUUUUUAAGUUUAAAAAACCAACAUCAAACAAAAGAACCAGACAAAACCCACAACCUGAAAACUUACUACAAGCAUGAACAGCAGACUGAGAGGGAACUGGAACUGUUUUCUUUGCCUGGAUGUCUCUGUGAAUGGUGGGUUUCUCAUAAGUGAACGGUAUGUUCUAAGAUGCUUUUUGAGAAACUCACAAUAGGUGACCAGUUGCAAAUCAUUCAUUUUUUCCUUUUGCUGCCCCAACUAUUGUCCUGGGAGCCUUCCUUAGCUGUAGAUGUCUUUCUGUUUAAUCCUUACCUUUGUUUGGGUUGUUUUCUGUGUUACUUGUGUUUCCAUACUGGUGAUGGCCUUCCCAGUCAUCACAGUUCUGCAAGAAGUAAACCUAUCAAUUUUCAAAACAGAUGAGGAGAAAGAGUUUACUUUUUAAAAUCUAUUCAGCCUCAUUUUA